AUGUCGAUUCAAUUAGAUAUAAUAGGUCUUCUUCAAGCCAUAGCUCGUACUUUGAAUGCAUUCAAUCUUGAAGCCGGUUCAGCACUCAUCGAACGAGCUUUGGUGAAUAUUAAUGAUGAUCCUAACAAUACUCAAUUACUCGCUAAUCUAAAACAGGAACUUGGGCAAUUGCCACCACUAACAAAUCUCAAUAUUCAUGGCGAAAUGCUUUGGUUUAUUGAAAAAGUAAUUGAAUAUGUACAAGCUGCUAAUGUGAUCAACAAAAAACUUGUAACACGAACUGUCGAAAAGCUUUAUCGUGGUUUAGAACCAUAUGCUCGAAAUGACACACAACGAACGGCCUUGAUCGAAAUGCAAACUGCCAAAGAUGAUGCACUAGAACAAACAAGAACUGAAAUAUUAGCUAUUGGUAUUGAAGGUGAUCGUCAUUCAUUAUGUGGUGCUAUUAAAAGAUUUGAACUUAAUGGUAAACAAUGGAAUGGUUUACUUUCUCUCAAAGAACAAUGUGCACGUUAUAUUGUUCUUAUUAAAAAUGAACAAAUUAAAUGGUUUAUUACUGCUUAUUUAUCUCCAAAUUUAUUUAAAUAUGUAACAAAAGAUAUAUUUAAUUUACGACGACGUGAAUUUCGAUUAAAUUAUGCAAAACCUUUAUAUAUGUGUCAAGAAUGUACAAUGGAUACUUAUGAAGAUCCAUCAGAUGAUUGUCAAUGUCCACAAAUAGAUACGGCAAUAGAUGCCUUGAAUAAUUAUCUUUUUCAACAAAAGACGACAAAAAUUAAUAAAUCAAAAAAAUUUGAAAUUAUUUAUAAAAUACCAAAUGAUGAAAUGGAUCAUAGUGAUGAAUUAAAAAGUUCAACAUCAUUUUUUCUUUAUCUUUCACCAAGUCAAUACAAUGCUGAAACUUAUAUGGAUGAUGAACCUUUUGAUGAAUAUAAUUUAAUUAAUUCACAUAUAUCUGCAAAAGAUAAACUUUUAUUUGUUGAUACUAUGCGUUUUUUUGGUGGAUUUCGAACUAAAUAUCAAGAACCUCAACUUAUUUUUUAUCGUCGUAGUGAAUUAGAACUUUAG
Rotaria sp. Silwood1 is the source of this 1068-nucleotide messenger RNA. NCBI's taxonomy places the organism in Eukaryota, Metazoa, Rotifera, Eurotatoria, Philodinida, Philodinidae. The record is from the annotation of a GenBank genome assembly.